AUGGGUUCGAUGGCAGAAUUGAAGCUCCCAGUCAUAGACUUCUCGAGCCCGCGGCUCAAGCCGGGCACAGCCGAGUGGACUGCCGUGAGAGACAAGGUGAAGCAAGCGCUGGAAACUUACGGCUGCUUCGAAGCCCGGUUCCAGAAGGUGCCCAUCGACCUGCAAAAGUCAACGCUUGGCUCGGUCCGGGAGCUCUUCGACUUGCCCUUGCAGACCAAGCUCCAGAACGUCUCGAGGAAGCCCUACCACGGCUAUGUCGGGCAGUACCCCAUGGUCCCGCUCUACGAGAGCAUGGGGAUCGACGACGCCGACGUGUACGAGAAGGUGGAUGGCCUUACCACUACCUUAUGGCCCGAGGGACAUCCGAAUUUUAGCAAAACCAUACAAUCAUUCUCGCAGAAGCUAUCGGAGUUGGAUAAGAUGGUAAGGAGGAUGAUCUUGGAGAGCCUCAGCGUCGAGAAAUACUUGGACGAACACAUGAACUCGACCAACUACCUUCUUCGUGUCAUGAAGUACGAAGGGCCUCAGACGACUGACACUAAGCUUGGCCUCAACUCUCACACGGACAAGAACAUCGUCACCAUCUUGUGCCAGAACGAAGUCGAGGGUCUCGAAGUCCAGACCAAAGACGGCGAGUGGUACAGCACUCAGCCCUCGCCGAAUUCUUACAUCGUCAUGAUAGGAGACUCGCUCUACGCGUGGGUAAACGGUAGAUUACACUCUCCGCAUCACCGAGUCAUGAUGAGCGGCAACAAGGCGAGGUACUCAGUCGGACUGUUCUCGAUCCCGAAGGGCGGGUACAUGAUAAAAGCACCCGACGAAUUGGUGGAUGAAGAGCACCCUUUGCUCUUUAAGCCCUUUGAUCAUGUGGAGUUCUUGGGGUUCUACUACACCGAAGCUGGACAAAGAGCUGAAUUUGCCCUCAAAACUUAUUGUGGUGUUUGAUGUUGGCCCACGUGAUUUUUGAAUAAACAAAUAAUGUAUGAAUGAGUGUAUG
Messenger RNA from Syzygium oleosum, 997 nucleotides. RefSeq names its product probable 2-oxoglutarate-dependent dioxygenase AOP1. The coding region runs from base 1 to 945 and encodes 314 amino acids. The transcript has 3 exons. The record is from RefSeq and is a predicted model, not a curated record. Lineage: Eukaryota; Viridiplantae; Streptophyta; Magnoliopsida; Myrtales; Myrtaceae. Gene Ontology annotation, molecular function: dioxygenase activity.